Molecule: messenger RNA, 3492 nt
Organism: Bombyx mandarina (wild silkworm)
Lineage: Eukaryota; Metazoa; Arthropoda; Insecta; Lepidoptera; Bombycidae
Gene: orb2
Product: cytoplasmic polyadenylation element-binding protein orb2
Biological process (GO): negative regulation of cytoplasmic translation
Cellular component (GO): synapse; nucleus; neuron projection
Molecular function (GO): mRNA 3'-UTR binding; ribosome binding; mRNA regulatory element binding translation repressor activity
Source: RefSeq, a predicted model, not a curated record
GUAGCAGUGUUGGCUAGGCCGCCGCCACGGCCGGUCUUAGAUGGGCGAGCUACAAUAUCCAGGCGCUGCCAGCGUCACGGACGACGAGAGGCAAUACCGCGCCCCGUUCAGGCGAGCGCCCCAGUACAGGUGGCCAGCGCCCGCGCCCCCACAGCCCUCGGCCUUCGCCCCGUGGCGUAGAGCGCCCGCUCCGCCGCGACCGCCCGACUACAGACGCAGUGCGUCUUACCCAGGAAAGCCUGAUGAAGGAUUCCAGGACCGAAGCGGCUUGGACAGUAUGCGUUCAUUAGAACACUAUUUAACGGACAUCAUGAGGGCGGACACGUCUGAAAAUAUGAAAAGCAAGUCGCCUUUCUUUCCCGGAGUGGAGGAAGGUGCCGGUGCUGCCGGGGCGGGGUCGCCUGCCGUCUCCGGGGACCAAACGCAGGAUGUCGUGAACCGACUCAGCGCCGCCGGUCUUUCGAUGUGCGUGAGUGCGCUCGGAUCGCCGGCGCGGUCGUCACCAGUGUCCGCCGGCUCUGAGCACGGCGAGCGAUUUAGCCGUAAAGUAUUUGUCGGCGGAUUGCCACCAGACAUCGACGAAGACGAGAUAACGUCUUCGUUUCGUCGCUUCGGGCCGCUGGUGGUAGACUGGCCUCACAAGGCUGAGAGCAAAAGCUAUUUUCCGCCCAAGGGUUACGCGUUUCUGCUGUUUCAAGAUGAAAGUUCGGUGGCUGCUCUGAUGGAAGCGUGCAUCACUGAUGAGGACAAGCUGUAUUUGUGUGUGUCGUCACCGACCAUCCGCGACAAGCCGGUCCAGAUCCGACCGUGGCGGCUGGCGGACGCUGACUUCGUGCUGGACGCGAGCAUGCCGCUCGACCCGAGGAAGACCGUCUUCGUGGGAGGAGUGCCGCGUCCACUUAAAGCCGUCGAGCUUGCGAUGAUCAUGGACCGGCUGUACGGCGGAGUUUGCUAUGCCGGAAUCGACACUGACCCCGAACUCAAAUACCCGAAGGGCGCCGGACGGGUUGCGUUUUCGAACCAGCAGUCGUACAUAGCGGCCAUCUCGGCGCGGUUCGUGCAGCUGCAGCACGGCGACAUUGACAAGCGCGUCGAGGUGAAGCCGUACGUGUUGGACGACCAGAUGUGUGACGAGUGCGCCGGAGCGCGGUGCGGCUCGAAGUUUGCGCCGUUCUUUUGCGCCAACGUCACUUGUCUACAGUAUUAUUGCGAGCACUGCUGGGCGACGAUCCACUCUCGGCCCGGGCGCGAGUUCCACAAGCCACUGGUGAAGGAGGGCGCCGACCGACCGCGUGCCGUGCCCUUUCGCUGGUGUUAACAAUCUACGGCGACGACGACUACCGACGGACAACAGACAGCCGAGUCUGCGUAUGUAACUUGACGUUCUAUAGCUUGACGAUUGACUGGUGCCAGCCAUAGCGACUAACCUUUCGUCGCUGGCAACAACAUCUGGGUCUCUAUGUAAAUGACUGUGUUUUUGUUUUUCUAUAAUUUGCCAACUGUCUCGCCGCUUGACAUAAUUGUCGGCGUCCGAACUGUAAAUUGCCAACGUCUGUGCGGGGAUGCUGCAAAGAUGUUGGCAAUCGGUGAGACUUGGCCGAGAAGGUCUUGUUUGAGAAAUUGCGAACAAAACACAUUUGUGUCCAAUAAACGAAAUUUAACGUUCAAUUAGAAAUGCUUUAACGUUUAUCAUAAAUAAAAAGCAGCACGUGUUUUUUUAAAUAUUGCCUUUAAGUGGCCGGCGUCGAUAAUUUUUCAAACAAGACCUCUGAAUUUUUUUUCAACAGACAAUACCGUGAAACUACGAUUUUAGUAGAAAAUUUAAAAACUCCGCAACAUUAUCACGGACGUGACUCGCGAAUUACGGAUUAGUAUCGAGAUGUUUCUAAAUUUUGGACGCUUGUGGUUUUCGCGUCUAGAAUGCUGCAUUAUUUACUACUAAUAAUUAUUAAUGUUAAGCAAAAUAUAUAGAUUCAAGUACAAUAAUUACUACCAUUUUUUCCUAUAAACUCGCUUUCGACAUUAAUGCAACCAAGUUUAGUCGAUUACGGUACAGUUGCUAUUUUCGUGAGCGGGUUUGUUGAAAAUGGUUUUCUUAUAUAAGCAGAAUGUAACCUGAAUUAGCUAGCAUCUGUCCGUUUGUUGUUUGCGGCGACGUAUAUUGCGCGCGGUCGCAUUUUAGAUUACGUGGCCGUGCACUCGUUUAGAUAUUAAACGUUGAGAGACGAUUGGUCUUGAUUUCUUGAAGGGUUCUUCAUUAAGAGCACCAUAGGAGGAAUUCAGCUCGAACUUGGAUGAGCAAUAGUCUAUUCCACGAGCAGUAGGUGCGUUCUCCUUUGGGUGCUCUAUGAGGAAAUCACAAAGUAAAACUGUACCUGUGUAGCUAGUAUAAAUUCUUGUGUUUUUUUAAAAAUUAGUUUUCGUUCGGUAUUGUCGACUGGGAGUCGAACGUUGGUGCGUUCUCGAAUAUUCUGUGGUUGUUGUUUGUUGUCUUUUUCCUUUCGUGUUACUACUGCGUUUGAUGUACACUGGUUAUUUGUGUUGAUUGAUUUGAGAAUAUGCCUUGCCGUUUUAAUGGUUAAGUUUUGUAUUGUAAAAAGGUUGUAAAGGCUAUUAUGGUAACGGGUUUCGAUGAUUUUUUUGUUUUGAUGGAUUCUGAUUUUAUGGCAUUGUUAUAAGCGCUAUGAUGACGGGUAGACUCUUGCCGCGAAUCUGGAAUGUUCGGAAUCCGCUAAAACUGACAAUCACGGUAAGAUCCCGAUAAAAUCGAUAAGUGCAAGGAAUAUAAUAUUGUAAAUCAGCCCUUUCUAAAUAUGACUCACAAUGUUGUUCCUUGCACGUGUCGUAAUAAUUUGUGCUGUGAAAAUAGUUGCUGAGAAAUUUGAGAUAGAUUUUGGUGAUUUAAUCCUGGUAAUUUAUAAAAAAUUCGUAUAGGCAUUUCUCAGUCGAUCAACGCGAAUAAACUACAGUUGUUUGAUCGUGUUUUUUUCGUUCUAAAGAAAUGACUCAAGUUGAUCAAUUUUCGAUGAUUUGCUUUUCGAAUUAAAAGUAAACUACACAUUAAAAAACAAAUUAAUACUAUCUUUAUGAGUAAAUUUGAGUAAAGCCUUUGACGAAACGCGCGAUCAAACUUGAUAAUGACUUUUGUUGUCUCUUGUCAUCCUGGGAGGCGUUUAGUGGAGGGGGAGGAGUGUUAGUACAAAAUGGAGGCACGUUAUGACGACGAGGCUGAUUCACUUGGUUUUUUGGGUACUUUAAUUUGGUAAUUUUUAUAUCUCGUCGUCAAAAACGAGUCUUAGUCCUUUUUGAAGAGUUACCAAUAAUUGGGCUGUAGAUUUUUUAUGUAUGUAGCGUAUUUUAAUAUAAUAUAUAUAUAUUUAACCAAAUGAAAUAUAUUUUCAAUUCGCCGGGAUAGUGCAAUGGACUAGUAGGUUUUGAAAAUUUAGUGUAAAAAAUCUUUUUUUUUUUGUACGUAUAAAACUGUUGCUAAAC